AUGUUCAGUGGAACGCUUCAAUCAUCAUCAGAGGCCCAGGAUGAACAACCCCCCAGGUACUCCGUGCUCGAGGCCACUGGAUGGUCUCGAGAGGACGAUGGCCGCAUCGCGGUUGAUCUUGACUCCAAGAUUUGUAGGGCCGUUUCAAAGCUGAUCCGGACACCGCGCGACGAAGCCGAGGCCCCUCCUCCGGAAUACCCUGGAAGCGAUCUCUGUGACCUUCGCCUGAACAUCGUCAUUCAAGUUGUCGGGAGUCGAGGCGAUGUACAGCCCUUUAUUGCGUUGGGAAAUGAGCUUCAACUGCAUGGCCACCGCGUGCGUUUAGCUACCCACGGAGUGUUUGAAACUUUCGUUAUCGAAUCGGGCUUGGAGUUCUAUCCGAUUGGCGGGGAUCCAUCAGAACUGAUGGCGUAUAUGGUCAAGAACCCGGGCUUGAUACCUCAGAUGAAAAGUCUGCGAGAUGGAGAAAUCCAGCGCAAGCGAGCAAUGGUGGCAGAGAUGUUAAAUGGCUGUUGGGAAUCCUGUAUUAGGGACGAUCCAGUGAGCAACGUUCCAUUUGUGGCGGACGCCAUCAUUGCCAAUCCUCCGAGCUUUGCACACAUCCACUGCGCCCAAGCACUCUCGAUUCCUUUGCAUAUCAUGUUCACUAUGCCUUGGAGCAGCACCAAAGCCUUCCCUCACCCUUUGGCAAAUUUGAAGUAUUCAAACACGGAGCCGAAAAUAGCAAAUUUCGUCUCCUACGGUAUCGUUGAAUGGAUGACUUGGCAAGGCCUAGGUGAUGUUAUAAACGAUUGGAGGGCAUCGCUUGAUUUAGAACCUAUACCAGCCACCGAAGGGCCUUCUUUAACUGAAACUCUCAAGGUACCUUUUACGUACUGUUGGUCUCCAUCUCUAAUGCCCAAGCCACUGGAUUGGCCAGCGCACAUCGAUGUUUGUGGGUUUUUCUUUCGCUCGGUCCCGAACUACACACCACCCCCAGAUCUAGAUGCGUUUCUUCGAAAUGGCAGCCCACCGGUAUAUAUUGGUUUCGGCAGUAUUGUUAUCGAGGAUCCAGCUGGUAUGACCAGUCUGAUACUCCAGGCUAUCAAAGCAUUGGGUGUUCGCGCAAUAGUAUCCCGCGGCUGGAGCAAACUGGGCAAUGACUUUUCGGACGAUCAGGUGUUUUACCUCGGCGAUUGCCCUCACGAGUGGUUGUUCCAACAUGUCUCUGCUGUUGUCCAUCACGGUGGCGCAGGGACUACAGCGUGCGGUUUGCGCUUUGGAAAGUCUACAGCUAUCGUGCCAUUCUUUGGAGACCAACUCUUUUGGGGAAAUAUGAUCGCCUCUCGUGGUCUUGGACCAAGCCCUAUCCCAUACAAACAGCUCAACGCACAGAACUUGGCGAGUGCCAUCGAAUUCUGCCUUCAACCGUCUGCUCAGGCUGCCGCUCGUGAUGUCGCCAGGCAAAUGAGCGAUGAGUCUGGUGUUAGCACGGCAGUCACAUCCUUUCAUCGCAAUUUACCUCUAGAUACCAUGCGCUGCCAUUUGUUGACCUCAGAACCAGCCGUUUGGAAGUUGAGAAAGGCUUCGAGGCCUUUGCAUCUAUCUAAACUGGCCGCAGAAGUUCUUGUCGAACACCAUCGUUUAAAGUUGGGUGACAUUGAGCCCUACGCGAGUCAUUCAAUCUACAUCCAGAAUAGGCGAUGGGAUCCAGUUACGGGCACCACUUCCUCCCUCAUUGGUACUAGCACCGACAUAAUGAAGGCCACCGGCGAUAUAUUUCUCCUUCCGUAUCAGGAAUUCCGUCGUCAUCCUCAGAGCUCAUCGAAGAACGAUCUCCCUGAGACCUCUGGUAGAUCGCCCAGCGUUUCAUCUACAGGAGCAUCUUCUGUGGUCACCACCAAUAGUGAAAGGCAAUCAAGACUGAAGACUGCAGGUGCGGCCCUGGGUGCUUCUGCAAAGAGCAUGGGAAAAGCAGUAGGUCACUCAUAUAAAGGCAUGCUUAUCGAUAUGCCUUUAGCUGCGAGCGAAGGACUUAGAGCAGUUCCACGACUGUACGGUGACGAAGUCAAAAGCCAUGGCGAUGUUCGGGACUGGAAAUCUGGGGCCAUGUUUGCAGGGAAGAAUUUCGCCCAGGGAAUGACAGAAGGUUUAAGUGAUCUUUUCGUGCAACCCUACAAAGGUGGUCGACAGGAAGGGGCCAAGGGUGUGAUGAAGGGGCUUGCUAAAGGAACACUUGGGGCUACCACGAAGGUUUCAUCAGCCGCAUUGGGGUUGGUGGCAUAUCCAGCUCAUGGUAUGAUGAAAAGCCUGUACACCGCAACACAUUCCAAAACCAGAAAGCAAAUCAUCGAAGCUCGGAGAAGAGAAGGAAAAUACUUGGAGCAACACUCAGAUAAAAGUCGAGUGGGUCGCCAAGUAGUUCUUCGGAAGUUCGAGGCCCAACAACGCAUAUUCAUCGACGAUGUUAACUCGAAGUGA
This is a messenger RNA of Penicillium soppii, 2460 nucleotides long. Its product is annotated as glycosyltransferase. Bases 1 to 2460 code for a protein of 819 amino acids. NCBI's taxonomy places the organism in Eukaryota, Fungi, Ascomycota, Eurotiomycetes, Eurotiales, Aspergillaceae. Gene Ontology annotation, molecular function: hexosyltransferase activity; UDP-glycosyltransferase activity. Gene Ontology annotation, biological process: carbohydrate metabolic process. The transcript is spliced from 6 exons. The record is from RefSeq and is a predicted model, not a curated record.